AUGUAUCAUAAUUCAAAAAAAUACAUUCCUCUAAUACUCAAUACUCAAAUUCGUAGUUUUGUUUCAAUGUCUUCUACCCCUGCUACUCCUACGACUCCUCGACAAAAUGAUUCUCCAAACAUCAGUUCAACCACAAACACACAAAACCCUGCUCCUGAUCGUAAGAUUGACAAUCGUCCAGCCUUCACAUCAUUUCACGCGGCACCAUUCCAACCUAGUGUAAGGAAGCGUAGGGCUGACGCAUCUGGUUUCCCGGUAGACGCUGGCCCUUUCUUCUCACCAACUCAACAACAUUAUAACUUAUCCGAUAAUGAUUGGACGUGUUACCGAAGAAAUUAUUUUCAGAUUAGCAGCGCCUUUUCUAUCUCAAGCGCGACUCACCCUGUUAAUGAAGCUGAUGUACCAUGUUUGAUUGAAGUAGAUGGUCAAUUUCAUAAUGUCUCCCAAUUCUUAUUAGGAAUCACGGCACGAGUAUCUAAUAGUGAUAAAAAGAUUGAAUUAGUACAGCACACUCCAAAACGUGAUAAAGGACCUCAAAUGGUUCCAGUUCCAAAACCUAUUCGUCCUGGUGGAAAUCUUAAUCUUAGUUCAGUUGGCUCUAAUUCAAAUAUAGUUACUUUUGAACGUAUUCAAUUUAAAACUGCAACCGCAAAUAAUGGCAAACGUCGAGCUGCACAACAAUAUUAUGUGGUAAUGGUUGAUCUAUACGCUCAAGUGGAAAAUGGUGAACAAUUUAGAGUUGCUACGUCAACUUCAGCUCCUUUAGUCGUACGUGGUCGUAGCCCUGGCCAUUACGCUGAUAAUCAUGAUCGUUAUAAUCCAAUUGGAAUGAAUCCGGCAUUCCCUAAUGAUCGUCAUAUUGGUUUUCCACAUCCUACUGGACCAAAUGGAUCGGUGAUGCCACAAGACUUUAAUGGUGGACCUUUUCCGGGACCAUACGGACAGUAUCCACCCUUUCAAGGGUUUCCACCAGUGACUGGUGGACCAAUUAGAAAUGAUGCUUUAUUGAUGAUGACCGGUCCAAACGGACAAACACCACCUUUUCAUCCACAGCAUCCUCACCAACAAUAUAUGGUGUCAAGCAUUGGGGAUGCUGAAAAUCAAAACCCAGAAGUUUAUAAUAAUCCUAACAUGGACCCUAAUAUUGUUAACGGCUCACAUGAUCAAAAAGUACCAGGUCAACAGAUUGACAUGCACAUGGAAGGAGUUGCUACAACUUCUGCUCCACACUCGGCAUUCUCUAAUUUUGAAUCACGUCCAAUUUCAACCUCAAAUUCGAAUGUUACUGCUGUUGGUGGUAAACCAUUUAUGAAGAUUGAAAUUCCACAAUCAACAGAACUUCCAGAUCAUCCUCUAACUUCUCCGGCGUAUCAUUCACAAGAAUAUGUAGAAGGUUUGCAUUUUUAUCAUACUCCAGCAAACAGCGCGUCCACACAUCAUGGAGGUUACCAUUCUGAUAAUGAACAACAUCACAGUAAUGGAGUAAAUCAAGAAAAUGGACGACAAGAACGAUCAGAUGAAUCUUCAGAACAGAAUUCUAAUCAAACUCACUCUCCACAAGUUAAUGGUGAUAAAUCAGAGCAUGAUUCAAAAUCAUCAUCUACAACAAGCAACGGUAGCAACAUGAAUUUCAGGAUGGGAAAAGUCGAUGAAGCUGAUAAACUGUAG
Molecule: messenger RNA, 1668 nt
Organism: Cetraspora pellucida
Lineage: Eukaryota; Fungi; Glomeromycota; Glomeromycetes; Diversisporales; Gigasporaceae
Source: the annotation of a GenBank genome assembly